Scedosporium apiospermum is the source of this 1740-nucleotide messenger RNA. RefSeq lists its product as uncharacterized. The record is from RefSeq and is a predicted model, not a curated record. NCBI's taxonomy places the organism in Eukaryota, Fungi, Ascomycota, Sordariomycetes, Microascales, Microascaceae. Bases 1 to 1740 code for a protein of 579 amino acids. The transcript has 2 exons.
AUGAGGAAGGACUAUACGCCUGCUUGUCCUAUUCCUGGGGUAGCAAACAAGGUCUCCAAGGGGAAUUUGCGCAACUUGGGAAUCGCCAUGGGCUUGGCGUAUCUCUGGAUCGACGCUCUUUGCAUACGACAAGGCGAAGAGAGCGAUAAAGUCAAGGAACUCCCUAAAAUGCAUCACUAUUACACCAAUGCCCAUUUUGUCAUCCAGUCGUCCGGUACAAAGUCAGUCGAUGAGGGCUUUUUGGGCAUUCCCAAGAUAUCAAGGGUCGCGGAGCGGCUCAUCAGCACCGAGGAUGUACCAAACGCAGAGGAUUCCUUUGCUAGUAGCAUGUCCCUUGCUGAGGAGAAUCUCAGCAACUCCCCGAACUUCACUUGCUGCAAAGUCCCAUACGUUUCCUCGAACAAUGACUCAGAUGAAAUACUCCUCUACGACCUUCCUGGGACCCCUCGUUAUGCAGCCGGCCUCGAACACGCUGCGUCGAGAGCUUGGAUACUUCAGGAGGAGCUCCUUUGUAGGAGAAUUCUGAUAUUCCCCUCCGUUGGCGGAGUGAUUUUUCGAUGCAUCGGAGACGAUCGUGAAUUGUCAGACGGAAAUGUCAUCUACGACCUCGGGAAGCACCGUCCUUUGGCGUUCCCAAAGAAGGCGCUCAUGAAUAAUGCUGAAGCUCGGGGCUUGGGUAUGGCCUUGCUCACAGACCACCUCCAGGCCAUGCUUGCAAGAGCAAGGACUCUGGCCGCGUCCGGGAAGAACAAUCCAUUAGUCCAGGUGGAGCCUACAUCGGCAACUCUCGUCUUCGACCACCCCAUCGGCCAUCCAAUAGAGGUUCCAGAAGCCGGCUUCGUUAUUGCACCACUCUACAGUGGCGAAGUUGAUGGCGGUCUCGGUUUCUCUACGCGAAGCGUGUCCUCCUACGCUGCUACAGUAAUUUCGCGGAAUCCAGCUGGCCCUGGGCUUCGAAGUCAGAGAAUCUUUACGGAACCCCCUCCUCAUGUGAUUCUAGCAGAUGGCGCAAAUCAAGCUUGGCUAAAGACCGUGGAUAACUACUGUCGUAGGAAACUCACAAAUCCCCAGGAUAAGUGGGUUGCCAUCGCAGCUCUCGCUAGGGAGUAUUCAGCGCGCUAUGGCAGCGGCCUAGGAAUAUAUAUUGCAGGGGUAUGGAAAAACUUUCUACCCCAGAGCCUGCUAUGGAAAGUGUUGGAUGACGCAGUCAAGCCGCGGCCCUCUGUUAAGCGGGGACCGUCCUGGUCAUGGGCAGCCGUCCAGGGUGCACAGUUCGCAUUCGAUGACGAGGAGGAUGUGCACAAUCUUGACUCGUCUUCCAUUGAGAUCCGGAUCCUUGGCGCUAAAAUCUCGAUAGAGACGGCUGGGAUGGAGUACGAAUCUAUCAAUGGCGGUUCUCUCAGAAUUAAAGGGAAGCUUUUGGAUUGCUCUCUAUCAAAAUCCUCACUUGGGUUUAAGUUAACCACCACGUCGACAAUGACACAGUCUUCCGAGUUAAACGGUGCUUACCCUGAUUGUAUGGAGUAUGCAACUGAGGAAGGUGGGCUUUCUUUUAUGCUUGUCCAAAGGAGCAACAGAGGGAUAGGAAAUCCCAAUGACCGUUUGGAGGGGCUCGUGUUGAGGAAGUUGGACAGCGGCGACUUUGUCCGGACAGCAUAUGCGGUGUGGCACUGUAAGAAAGAGGUUGUCGAGAAGGGACUGGUUUCGGAAUUCAAGGACGAUACUAUUACAAUCCAUUGA